Messenger RNA from Prorocentrum cordatum, 429 nucleotides. Lineage: Eukaryota; Dinophyceae; Prorocentrales; Prorocentraceae. The record is from the annotation of a GenBank genome assembly.
AUGGGGCCGCCGCCAGCGGACGCGGCCGCUUGGGCGCCGCCCCCUCCACAGCGAGGCCCCAGCUGCGCCGCCGCGGGGCCGCUCGGGCCCGGCAGGCCCGGGGCGGCGCCGAGGAGGGCGUCGCUGCUGGACAAGCUGGUGACGCCCGUGGCGGCCUACGAGCCCGAGUCGCAGGGCUACCUGGCGCUGAGGCCUGGGGACACGGUUCGGGUGAAGUGGCACCAGUGCGAGCCCGCUGGGGACCUGGACACGUACGAGAGCUACAUCUUCGGAGAGCUCAUCGACCCCGUGACCACCUCGACGUCGUGCGGCUGGUUCCCCUUCGAGCUUGUCAGCUUCGUCUCCAGGCCCCGCGCGGAGAUCGACGGUUCUGAUAUGAACGAGUUCUUCGAGCAGGCCUUUGCAGAGGCCGAGAUUCGUCAUUGGUGA